AUGGCGACACACUUUCUCUCGGGCAACGGGCCUGCCGCGCGAGUCCGGCCGUUCCAGCAGCCCGACGGCCUCGGCGACCCUCCUGGGGAGUCUUCCAUUCGCCUGACCCCUCUGAAGUGCCAACACACUCGCGUGUCUGUUGACCCCCAGAAAAUCCCCGCUUCCGCGGUUUCUGGGUUGAAGGCGCGCGUUGCUCCUCGCACCUGUUCGGAGCCACCACCGCCGUCUCAGGGGUGUACAGACAGCUCGGGGCUGCGCUCGCAGGGCACAGCUCUCGUCUCCUCAGCCGCUGCCGGCUCUGGAACAGAUUUAUCUCCUUUCGGCGCGAUGGGUGAAAGGAAUUCCUGUAAGAAAAGGUGUGUUUCCCCAUCCUCAGGCAGCUCGACCGACUCGGAGUGCCUCAGCAGGCCUAGACCAGGAAAAUUCGGCAGCUGUGAAGAUCCGUCGCGCCUCUCUCCGUCUGGAGUCUCCGCCGCCUGUGCGCUGCCUCCAGAGUCUCUGUUGCAAGCUCUGCGAAUGGUCAGCCUGAGGUCGGUCGCUGCGGCCUCGGCCUCCCGUAGUCCCCCGCUGUCUCCGCGAGCCGCGCGACAAAGCGGGGAGGGUCUUGGCAAGGCGCAAGGCAGAGGAACGCCGGAAGACGUGCGAAAUCGGUCGAGCGAGGCGGAUCCGAAUCAGGUCGACUCUGCAUCCAGAAAGGAGAACAUGGUCGCGAGCACCCCGCCGGUUUUCGAGGGCAGUCCCUCCACUACCUCUGGUCUCGGAUCUUUUCAGAAGAACGCUCGGGGCAUUCACGCGUUCUGCGCAGCUCCCUCGGCUGCUCUGCCGUCUAGGCGGAGUCCAGGGAACACCGGAGGCCACUCCAGCUGCAGUGUCUCUGAAAACCACGGUGCUUGGCUGGACGACAUCAUGGUUCCCUUUCUCUGUGACAGUCGCGUGCGGAGAUUCGUGCUUCAAACGAAGAGUCUCGCGGAUCAAAAUGAACCAGAGAAAGUCAACGCGCUGUUUGAGCGCGCUCUCCACGCCUACCAGUCGACGGCGUCUGCCCCGUCCUCUGUGUCGCCGGAGUCUCCGAGUUUUGACUUCUGCCCUCCCCACCGCGUGGCUGCCGCCUCCCCCUCUGCCCUUUCAACUCUUCAUCCUUGCGCGGCUUCUUCGCUUGAAGUCAGCUUAGCGUCCGGCCUCGCAUGCACCCCAGGAGACUCUAGCGGGGACAAGGUCUCUUCGCCUUCGUAUCUGCGACGCCCGAUCGACGCGGUCCCGAAUCCUAAGCGACCUGCCUCUGCUGCUGCUCCCGCAGAGUCCGGCCAUGGACUUUCUGAGCUGCUGAAGCGCCUGGGCAAUCCCGUGGAGUCUCUCUCCACACCGGCGGGUGUCUCCAAAACGGAGACAGGAGUCUGCGAGCUAUCUCCUCGUCCGGAAGACGCUGAGGCUCGGUCAGGCGUUCGGCGGCAAGGUGCAGCGGAGAAGGAGGUCCGCCAAACGCCGGCUGCUUCCUCUCCACGUACGAGAGCUCCUGCCUCUGGAGUCUUCGUCGAAGAAGACCAGUCCGCGGCGCUGGGGGUGGAGGCUCGGGGGCGAAACGAGCCUGGCGAGGAGUGGUCUAGAAGCCAGCUGUCUCCCCGCAGAAAGGAGGAGAAAUCAGAGCCGGAGGCUGGAGACUUCUGUGGCGCCGGGAAGGAACACGUUGCCGGAAGGAGUGCAGAGAACCAAGUUUCGCAAGGGGAAGAGCAGUCGCGUAUUCCACAUGCCGAAAACGACUUGCUGCGAGCGAAAAGGAAGGACCGCGAGGCUAAACCUCGACCUGGAGACGAGGGAGAGGAGAGAGCCGAGGCAAACAGCGAGGCGGCAGUCAGCGUCGUUGCGGAUGGAGCGGAGGGGAAGGAAAGAAGAGAGGGAGAAGGCGAAAAGGGUGCAGCGUUGGCUAGGAGCAGACGAAAGUGCACUUCAGGGAGGUUGAAGGAAGCAGAGGCACCGUCUGCAAGGGAACAGACAGUCUGCCACGCAAGGCCCGACACCGACGCACUGAGCCUUCUUGACCACAUCAUUCGAGAACAUAAAAUGCGCAGUGUGAAGCCUGCGGCCACAGUGACUGGAGCGGCCCUGGAAGCGUUGACGCAGGUCUUCGCGAGGCAUCCAGAUGGAAUUUCGGAUCCUACUGUCUUUUCAGACGAAGUUGUGGUGCCCCUCCUGGGCCUCGGCGAGUAUAUGAGUGCACGUCUGUUCCGGAUGGUCGACUCUCACAACACCGGUACUAUUUCCUUGCCUAUGCUCAAGGAGUUCUGGGCAAAUCGCUUCGUUCUCGCCGCGGAGGACCCCACAACCAUUGAUGAGGGGUUCCCUUCGUCAAAGCUUCCGAUCUACCUCCUGCCCGCGUCGGCGUCUCCCAGCGAAGACUCUCGCACAGACGUGACUCCGGGUCUCAGUGAGGAAGUCGUGCCUCAUGCAGUCAAGCGAGGAAGUGCCCGAAAUUUCUUCAACAUUGUCAAACAGCCUGGCGCCGACUCCAUCACCGCUGACGACUUGAGGCCCUGGGUCGACGAGGUUCUUCGACAGGCUCCAGACAUGGCGUUUUUGACCGAGCCGUCGGCGUCGGAGUUCGCUGCCCGAUACGUGGACUCUGUCAUCACUCGCAUCAUGUUUGAAGUCGACACGGAAGACGCAGGGAGCAUUUCUCUCAAGGCUCUGAAGCACAGCUGUCUGCCUCACGUCUGGUACACCAUUCGUCCUGGAGUCGAGCUGAGCGUGGUCAGGCGAUUCUUCAGCUACGAGCACUUUUAUGUAUUUUACUGCACGUUCCACGCUCUCGAUGAAGAUGAGGAUUUCCUUCUUGACCGCUCAGAUGUCCGACGACACGACACGCACAACAUGAACAUAGAGGUCGAGGAGAGGCUUUUCCUGCAAGUCGCCAGGCCGUUUCGGUCUCCGAAGGCAGGCUACAUGUGCUUCGAAGACUGGAUUUGGUUUCUGUUGGUCUACUACGAUGUCACCUCGGAGCGGGCGAUCCAGUUUUGGUUUAAAAUCUUCGACAUCGACGGCGAUGGAGUCCUCCGAGACCACGAGAUCGAGGUUUUCUUCAACGCCCAGGUGGAUCGGUUCCGCAUGAGAGACGACAAGCUGCCCACUUAUCGAGACUUCAUCUGCCCGAUGUGCGACGCACUGUGUGUGCCCUAUUCUUCGGGCCUCCGCUGCCGAGACCUUCUUCGAGAUCCCAUCUCAGGCGGCUGCUUUAUAAACUGUCUGUUGAAGCGCGCAGCUUUCCAGGCGAUGGACGACGGGGAAACAAUGACGAAUAUCGUGAAAGGGAAUCCCUGGGAUCGGCAGCUCAUUGAACUCACACCGUUUGAGAUCUUCGCGAGUCAGCAGUAUCAAGAGCUCACAGCACGCAAGGGCGAGGAGUGCUUCAUAGAAGAGAGCUCGAGUUUCCUAGACGAAAGUGAAAGCUCUCAAAGCGAUGAGUUUCUCUUCAAUGAUAUUGCGUCGGCGGAAUCGACGGAGUCUGUCUAAGCU
Messenger RNA from Toxoplasma gondii ME49, 3507 nucleotides. RefSeq lists its product as hypothetical. Gene Ontology annotation, biological process: protein dephosphorylation. The record is from RefSeq and is a predicted model, not a curated record. Lineage: Eukaryota; Apicomplexa; Conoidasida; Eucoccidiorida; Sarcocystidae. The coding region runs from base 1 to 3504 and encodes 1167 amino acids. The transcript has 16 exons. Gene Ontology annotation, cellular component: protein phosphatase type 2A complex. Gene Ontology annotation, molecular function: calcium ion binding; protein phosphatase regulator activity.